Messenger RNA from Paramecium pentaurelia, 1299 nucleotides. The record is from the annotation of a GenBank genome assembly. NCBI's taxonomy places the organism in Eukaryota, Ciliophora, Oligohymenophorea, Peniculida, Parameciidae.
AUGAGUAUUCAUUCAAUUUAAGAAAAAUAAAGGAAAUAGGCAAUAUACAUUACCUACAAAUUAGAAAAUGUAGAUUGUUUAGUAUAAUUGGAAUUAAUGUCUAAGAAGGUCAAUUUUCUAAAUUUUUCAUAAUCUUAUUUAAGAUUGGAAACUCCUUUUAAAUAUUUUGGGAUUGAAUAUUAAGAGAGUGGUUUUAUAACAAUUCCAAUUUUUGUUUAGAUAUUGAAUUAGGCCUAAAAAAAUCCUAUUAAAGGGGCAUCAAAUGAUGUAAUUAAUUAACUAAUUGAUGAUUUUGAGUCCAUAGAAGAGGAUCUAAAUUAAAGAUUGGUUCAUCUUUUUAAACUUUCAAACAAUCCUGAAUUUUCUGAUGAUAAAUCUAUCAAAGAAAAUGAUCGACUAUUAAUGAGUAAGAUUAGAGAAAUUGAUUAAUCGAUUUCUGAUAAUUAUAAAUAUAGAAAUUAGAAUUGGUAAUUACUUUAUGUUGUUGAAACAACAGCAAAAAUAAUUUGGAAUGGAGAAGAAAAAAAAAUAAUAAAAUUAGGGAAAACAAAUAAGUCUAUUUAAGAUUAUGUUUUAAAAUUAAGAAAAUAAUAUUAAGGAAAAAUAGAAUUUAGACCUUUAUUUGCUUAGAGAUUAUAUACUCCAUAAAACAAUUUAGUUGAUAAAAUAUUCUUUCAUAAUGAAUUAUUAAAAUCUAUACCUGAUUCAAAAGUAUAUCUAAAAGCAGAGGAAAAUUAAAGUUCAUAAAUUCAUUAUGAGUUUUACUUUUUAACAAAUGAAUUUGUGAAUAAUUUUGAGAAAUGCUUAAAAAAAUUUAUUGAAAAAAAUAAAUAAGAAUAUGAUUAAGUACUUGAUUAAAGUAAUGAUAAAGAUGAUAAUCAAGGAGAAUAAACAUUAGAUUUACUUUAAGAUAUUUAAAUCUCAUCCAAAGAGACUUUUGAAUAAAAAUAAUAAGAAUAAGAAACUUUAAAAAAUAAUUUGCAAGAGAUUUCAUCAAUACAAAGUAAAGAACAAGAAUCAAUAAAUCUAAUCCUUUAAUCAGAUAAUUAAAAUGAAGAAUAAACUAUAAAUGAACCAUCUGAGAUUAGCAAAUCACUUGAUGAGACUUCUUUUGAAUUUUUUGAUAAGGAUCCAAUUUUAAAUCAAAAUUUAUUGGGUAUUCCUGUAAAUUAUUAAAUAUCUGAAGAAAGUUAAGAAAUACUUUAUGAGGCAUCAAAAAUGAUUAAUAUUGAAAAUAACUAUUUGAAAGCAUUGUUAUAUAUAGCAGCAGCAAAAAGAGAAAUGAAAAAUGAAAAAUGA